AUGCCUCAAGCAAAGAAGAAAAGUACAGCGCCCCUGACCUCAGCGCCCCCGGGCCGUGCCCAAGGCCGACUACACGGCCUGCCGUCGCCCGCGCUGUGCUGCGCCUGUGGCUUGUGCUUGCUGCUGGCGGGCCUGAACGUGACCCUGGUGGGAGCUUUCGCCGUCUCCCUGCCCGGGCACAACGCACCACUGGUGGUGGGACCGGCGCUACUUGUGCUGGCGCUCGGCUUCUUCGCUGCUUGCUGCAUGUGCAGCCGCCGGGGGCCCGUGUCCCGCGCUCGCUCCUCAGCCACCGCCAGCCAGGGCGGCGGGCGCGCAGGGACCGUGGCACUGGAGAUGGAGAGCAGCGAGCGCACAGCCCAAGACACGACCGCAGUACAGUUUAGUCCUGCCGCCUCGGCAGCAUCCUCUGGCCACUCCAGCCCCGGGCCCGGUCUCUUUGCCCUGGACCCUCCUGCGCCAGCAACCUUGGCAGGCUACUUACCGCGCACCGAAGGGACCCAGCUCAACUUCCCUAGGGAACUGGCUGCCUCCUAG
Messenger RNA from Arvicola amphibius (Eurasian water vole), 537 nucleotides. It is a transcript of the gene Tmem275, whose product is annotated as transmembrane protein 275. The transcript has a single exon. The record is from RefSeq and is a predicted model, not a curated record. The coding region runs from base 1 to 537 and encodes 178 amino acids. Lineage: Eukaryota; Metazoa; Chordata; Mammalia; Rodentia; Cricetidae.